AUGAAAUUCAGAAUUUUGCUAUGUGUGGUACUUUUAGGUUUCCUUGGGGUUUGUCAGGGAGGGGACCUCAAGAAAAAAUUCUACCGCGACUCGUGCCCUGAAGCCGAGGACAUUAUUAAGAGCAAAACUCAGCAGCAUGUGUCUGAUAAUCCCAAUUUGCCUGCCAAGUUGAUUAGAUUGCAUUUUCAUGAUUGUUUUGUCAGGGGUUGUGAUGGGUCAGUUUUGUUGAGCUCUACUUCCAAUAACUCUGCAGAGAGGGAUGCAAUUCCAAAUUUAUCUUUGGCUGGCUUUGAUGUCAUUGAUGACAUAAAAAGUGCAGUGGAAGCAAAAUGUCCCAAAACUGUAUCUUGUGCUGACAUUCUAACAUUGGCAACUAGGGACGCUGUUUCUGUCCAAUUUAAUAAACCUAUGUGGGAAGUUCUCACUGGUAGAAGAGAUGGCACGGUAUCGACAAGUGGCGAAGCCUUGGCCAAUAUCCCAACACCUUUCUUCAACCUCACCCAACUCAGACAAAGUUUUGCUAGCAAAGGUCUCACUUUGCACGAUCUGGUUGUAUUAUCAGGGGCACACACAAUCGGAGUAGGGCAUUGCAACUUGUUCAGUAACAGGCUUUAUAAUUUCACGGGGAAAGGUGAUCAAGACCCUUCUUUGAAUUCCAACUAUGCUGCAUUCUUGAAGACCAAGUGCACGAGUUUGAGUGACACAACCACAACGGUGGAAAUGGACCCUGGAAGCUCUACCAAAUUCAAUAGUGACUAUUAUUCCAACCUUCUCCAGAACAAGGGUCUGUUCCAGUCAGAUGCUGCCCUUCUAAAACUAGAUCAGUCAGCAGAUAUAGCAGGAGAGUUGGUGGAUGAAGACAAGUUCUUAACAGAGUUCGCAGAGUCAAUGAAGAGAAUGGGAAAAAUUGAGGUCCUCACUGGCUCUGAUGGAGAAAUACGGAAAAAGUGUUCGGUUGUCAACUCAUAA
This is a messenger RNA of Sphenostylis stenocarpa, 969 nucleotides long. The record is from the annotation of a GenBank genome assembly. Lineage: Eukaryota; Viridiplantae; Streptophyta; Magnoliopsida; Fabales; Fabaceae.